This is a messenger RNA of Pogoniulus pusillus (Red-fronted tinkerbird), 4470 nucleotides long. It is a transcript of the gene KDSR, whose product is annotated as 3-ketodihydrosphingosine reductase. Gene Ontology annotation, cellular component: endoplasmic reticulum membrane. The coding region runs from base 158 to 1156 and encodes 332 amino acids. The transcript has 10 exons. Gene Ontology annotation, biological process: sphingolipid biosynthetic process. The record is from RefSeq and is a predicted model, not a curated record. Gene Ontology annotation, molecular function: 3-dehydrosphinganine reductase activity. Lineage: Eukaryota; Metazoa; Chordata; Aves; Piciformes; Lybiidae.
CCGUUCCCCUCCCGCUAGGUGCCGCGGCGCAGGCGGGCGGUUGCCGUGCUCGGCGACCCCUUUCCGCAGCAGCCAGGAGCAGCAGGAGCCGCAGCCGCCUCCUGACAGGUUUCGCGCCUUUGCUUAUCGCGACCCUUCCGCGAAGGCAGCCCGAGUCAUGCUGCUCCUGGCAGUCGCCUUCAUCGUGACCUUCGUCCUCCUUCUCUACAUGGUGUCGCCGCUCAUCAGCCCCAAGCCUCUCAAGCUGCCAGGCGCUCAUGUCGUGGUAACUGGAGGCUCCAGUGGCAUUGGAAAAUGUAUUGCUAUUGAAUGUUACAAGCAAGGUGCUUUCAUAACGCUGAUUGCAAGGGAUGAGAACAAGCUGUUGCAGACAAAGAAGGAAAUAGAGAAGUAUUGUGUUAAUGACAAGCAGGUUGUGUUAUGUAUUUCUGUUGAUGUAUCUAAAGACUACGAACAGGUGGAGAAUGUUCUAAAACAGGCUCAAGAGAAGCUGGGGCCAGUUGACAUGCUUGUAAACUGUGCAGGAACAUCAGUUACAGGAAAAUUUGAGGACAUUGAAGUGAACUCUUUUGAAAGAUUAAUGGCAGUCAACUACCUGGGCAGUGUUUACCCAAGCCGAGCAGUGAUCGCUACCAUGAAGGAACGCAGAAUGGGGAGGAUUGUGUUUGUGUCGUCUCAGGCUGGGCAGUUAGGCCUCUUUGGUUAUACAGCUUAUUCUCCAACAAAGUUUGCCCUUCGAGGGUUGGCUGAAGCCCUGCAAAUGGAGGUAAAACCUUAUAAUAUCUACAUAACGGUGGCUUAUCCUCCAGAUACUGACACACCUGGCUUUGCAGAAGAAAGUAAAACAAAGCCCUUAGAGACGAAGCUGAUUUCUGAAACCUCCUCUGUUUGCCAAGCAGAACAAGUCGCCAGAGUUAUAGUCAGAGAUGCCAUACAAGGGAAUUUUAACAGCUCUGUUGGAUCAGAUGGUUACAUGCUAUCAAUACUGACAAGUGGAAUGUCACCAGUCACUUCUAUUACUGAAGGUCUUCAGCAGGUUGUUUGCAUGGGCAUUUUUCGCAUCAUUGGCCUAUUUUACCUUGGAAGUUUUGACAGCAUAGUUCGUCGCUGCAUGAUGCAAAGAGAAAAAUCUGACAGCACAGAUAAAACUGAGUAGUCUUUGCUUUGAGUUGAAAGAAGAAUGUCCAACAAUCCUGGACAGCGUGCUGCUUAAGUGUGGGACUCAGGUUUUUCUUCUGAAGGAUUUAGAGUGGAAGUACUUGGUAUACGCCAGAGACGGGUCCCCUAAAAAGCUAUGAAAGAAAACAAAGGUACAACUCCAGAAAAUGCCAAACUAUGCAAAAGUGUGAAUGAGGAUUAGAGAGAUUUUCUUCAUGUGCAUGUGUCAUUUGAGUUGGAGAGAGUUUGGGGAACUUGUAAAUGAUGUGCAGAGUAGAAUUUGAGAUGAACUGCGUGCGGUAAUUCUGGACAAAUGCUUAAGUUUUCUCACUUUGGUGCUUAUGGACAAACUAAGUACCAUGACAGAGUGGGCUGAAGUUGACUGAAGACCCCUGAACAAGGUGGUACCUUUUGCUAAUGUUUUGGGACCAUUUUUAAUUUAAGAGAGUUAACUUUUCCUUUGGCCAGUCUACAGAUCCUUCUGUCAGUGACAGUUUGCUUGCCUCUACACAAGAUGCAACUGUGGAAACCUUAAGGUGGCAGGUACAUUUGUACCAUCCAAGUUUUCUCAGGUUGGGAGUAAUUAAAAAGUAUGGUUUAAUAUUUGCAUGCUUUCAAAAGGGAGAUGAAGAACCCGUUCCCACAGAGAAAAUGCUAGGAGAGACGAUUGGGUCUGUAGCUCUUUUGGCCUUUGAAGUAUGUUGUGAGGGAAGAAAACCCACAAACCAAUACCAGGUAUGUUGAUCUUGACUUUCAGCAUUUUAAGCCAUUGAAAUAAUGUACAAUUUUUACAGAUACUUCUUCUUACCUGCCAGUUUUUGCUCUGGAAAGGAAAGUAGCUUCAUGCUACUGUUAAUGCACAUUACUUUUCAAAGCUGCAAAUGAUGAGCCAAACCAGUAGUUGAUGAUAGAACCAAUUCUAAUUAAAAUGCCAGGCUCUUCCAGUAGCAGGAAUGUAGCUUUUUGAGGCAGAGGGGUCGGGAGGGAGAAGGGUGUGUGUCGGAAUGGCAUUCCACUCUUAAUUUUACCACACAGUAAAGCUUUCACAUGAUAAAUCACUUAAAAUGCCCUCCCUCUAUGCCCUACUUGUAAUUUGUUUCAUUUAUACAUUAUACAAAACAAGGCUGCUCAAUAACUGCUUCCCCGUGGUUGUUUCUAAUAACUGUAACUUUACCACUGAAAAAGUGUGAUGCAUAACAAUGAUGUUUUAAGGGUGCACUAUAUAUAUAUAUGCUAUGUAAAGGACCACUAUAGCAAGUGCCUUGUGAGCUGCUUUUUGGUUUUGUUUUCUUUUUUUUUUUGUCAAAAGAUGCAUAUUUUGUGUUUGUCAGCAUUGCUGUGUUCUCAGUGUCAUAGUUUCCACUUUGAGUCAGUACUCUGAAUCUAAAAGUACUCAUAAAACCAGGUACUUUACUUCCUUUAAAGUAGUAUUUAAGAACAAAAUGGUCAAAAUUGAUUGCUCUUGUUCUGAUAUUCUUUAUACUAUUUUAAGAAAAGAGAUAUUCAGUUAAACUGAGAUUUAAAAUAAGAGUUAACUGUAGAACCUUUGAAGUGUAAUUUAUUGAGUCCAUUUAUUUCCCCCUUCUGAAAUCUGAUCACUUUCCAAAUUUUCUUCAGGUUGACUAAUCUUGCUUUAAUGCCUGGUUUACAAACAUAUUUUUGGAGGGAAGGUCACAUUGGUGCACUCAUUUUAAGUGGUUAGACUUGUGUUAGAUUACAAAUGCUGAGGCAUUGUUGAAUUCUUCACUAAGCCUGUGUUUUAAGACCUCCCUCCCGAUUUUGUUUAGAUCCAUGAAGCUGUGCAUGCCUAUAAUAUAAUACUGACUUUGAGAAUAGAGCCUAUUCCUGCAUUUUUAAACAACUAGGCUUCAGUGCAGAGACCUCCAGUGUGCAUAUGCUUCCUGUGCUGCUUAAUGUGAAUGGCAUACCAGACCAUUUAUCAUACAUCCACCGUCAACACGGUUAUGCUUAUUAAAGCAACAGGACAAUGCCAUUUGGACCCUAUUACCUACAUUUGUUCUUAUUUUGGUGCCAAUCAAAUGCUCUUGGACCACUUGCAAAAGGUACCAAAAUGGAUGAGUCCAAUGUGCUGUAGUUUGAAAGAAAUGCUUCUGUAAAUGGCUUGAGAUCAUCACAACCUCUCGAAGGUCAGGAUUUAAAACCAGUGAGAUGCUCUGGAUACUUGAAUUUUUGGAUCUUCAACUUGAAAUAUUAAAGGGUUUGCAUUCAGGAAAUGAUCUAGAAGGGUCUGAGCGCACAGAAGACACUGGCAGCUAAGCCUCUUGAAAAUAUUUCAAGUUGGACAUCCUACAUCACUAAUAACUUUCUUGUCUGAAGAGUCCUCCAAAUAGUGACUGAUAAAAUUCAGCACAAAUGUAUGUGAAGGAGGAGUAAGAAUAUCCCAUGAAAGCUGUGGCCCUGAUCAAGAGAUACUUCAGUUCACACUUGGCUUUGCAUAGUGUAAGUGGCUGUUUUGAUAGUAACAUUGUAGGUUGAAGCCCAUAGUAAUUGUGGAAAUUGGAACAAAGCUUUUUAAAGGAGCAAGUAAAGAAUAAUCUUUUCAGCUGUUCUAGUUUCUGCUGUUGUAAAUUAAUGCAGAUGACAUUAACUGAUGAACUUUUCAGCUGUUCUGUUGUCAAAACAUGGAAGCUGUCAACUGCAGCAACCUUUGGUGUGCAUUUUUUCUUGUUCACGUUCACUAUUUACCAGUGUAUUCAUUUUAAGGUCCAAUAUUAAGUGAAGGAGAUGCCUUGUAAUUCUGUGGAAGAAUGUUUAGCAGCCAAAAAAGCCAAUUUUGCCAGUUUAAAUGCUACAUCAAAAUGUUUCAGCAGAGUAUUAGAUCCGUGAACAACUUCACACAGGCUUUAUUACUUUGUUGGAUUGUCAGUAAUUUAACCACUUGUGCCAUAUCAGUCGGUGUCUUGUCUCUUGUUUUCUUGGUCAAUCUCUUAAGAUUCAUUUUGGGCUUUGAUAAGUCUCUUUCCAUCCUGUGUAAUUUCUAAUGACUGCUUUAAACACAGAUUUAUUGUAACUAUAUAUAGUUUACUUCACCAAGGUGUUCAUAUGUGCAAUUGAAAUAGAUUUAAUAUUUUACUAAUAAGAAAGAUAGAGGUAAAUAAACUUUAUUUGCUGUGAAAGGAAAAAACCCAACAAACAAAAACCAACAAACCAACCCUAGGCACUUUUGAAUGGUAAAAAAAUAGAGCAUUAUUUGUAAAAAGAAACUGCUUAUUGCUUUGUCAUUUUUUGUGCCAGAACUGUAAACUAGUUUUCAUAUUUUAUAUUUCUCAAAAUAAAUGGAGGAUCAACAAA